UCAUGAUGCUAAACAAACUAGAAUUAUAAGAAUAGAUCUAGAUCUAGAGAUCUAGCUACAUUUUAUAAAUUUUAACUAAUAAAUAUAAAUUAGAUCUAAAAUCUAGAUCUACUACGACUACAGUCUACAGUAAGUGAGUAACUUACAGUUGACAGAGUUACAGAUUAUUUAAACUGAUUGAGAAGAAAUAAGAACCAAAAUGUCAGUUCACGGCAUUGAUAGAAUUCCUGAUUCUUUAGGAUUCUUAGUUUUGACUGAAGAUGGAGCUGUUAUCAGUUCUGGUGGUCAGCUAGAAAAUGAUGAGACAACAGCCAAUAAAAUCACUAAGUUGGUUCAUACGGCUUACAAAAUCCAAGUGACAGGAGAUAAAAAGGAUGCUUUACGUAGACUAUCAGUAAUUUUAGGUGAUGUUAUUUACAUGGCAACAGUUUCACAGCACAAAAUAUAUGUUUCUAAAAGACAUUAUAAUCCACAAGAGCCUGUACAAGCUUGAGGACUUUCAUUGGAUUGAGGAAUUACAUCCAUGUUUUGUAUGCAUUUAACUACUCACAGCAAGAGUGCAGCUACAGUAUGUACAAGAAGUCAAAAGUGUUUCAAGAGAUAAUCUUUAAUAUGAAUUUUAUUUAUAUUUUUUAUUUGACAUCUGUGUGAUUGUGUUUGGAAACUGCAUGAUUGUUAUGAUUGUUACCUGAUGUUUCAACAAGUUUUCUUAUAUUAAUAGAUAAAGUUUUAUUCUGUUUUAUCUUUUUUUUUUUUGGUUCAUAUCAUUAGUCUGGUCUACAAUUGUGACAAUUUUUUAUUGUAACUUGCUAUUUUUAUCUUUGACCUUGCAAAUUUUUUAGCUAGUCUUAAAAAGGCAUUCAGAUAUGGGGGAGGCGUGGCAUUCUUUAGAAGUAUAAGGCUAAAUGUAUCAUUGGAUAGUUUCUGAACUGAUGAAAUAUUGAGAAUAUAUUUUAUUUAAAUUUGUGCAUUUGCAAGUCCUUCCUCCACAUCUAAUGAAUCCUUGUCACUCGCAUCACUGAUAAUACGUCUUAAAGCUGCUCUUGUAAAAGUGAAAAGAGAAAUAGAAACAUUGCAAAAAUGACAUUUGUCACAUCUUGAAUGCAAUAUUCCUAAUUGGUUGAGCAGUGCUUGUUUGUUUUUUAUACCAUAAUUGAUUUUAUAUAUUGUUAGUUCUAAGAUUACAACAAACUUGAUCUAAUGUUCAUCAUAUUGUCUUUCUUUUGUUUAGCCAUUUUUGAUGGUGGUACACUGAUUGGCAAAGUCAUCAGAGGGGGGGGGGGGGGGUCGGAGUCAUUUUUGCGUUUCAUUGAAUUAAAUACAGAAUAUUUUCCUAUAAUUGCUCAGGUUGGUAAAUACAUUUUGGUAAUUUUUAGAAGUUAUACCUGUUGUUCCAAUGUCCAAUAUCCAAUUGUAUGCCUGGGAUACUGGUAUUAGUGUACAAUCAAAGGAGCUCUUUUUGUUUGUUUUUUUAAAACAGAAUAGUUUAGUUCUCAAGUUGAAAUCAUUGAAGUAGUAACAGACAAUAUAAUUUAAAUUUAAUAAUAAAUUAACAGUAUUAGAAUUACUAAUGUGCUGAUUAUACCCCCAGAAAUAAACCUGUUUUGAAACUGAAA
This is a messenger RNA of Biomphalaria glabrata, 1616 nucleotides long. Its product is annotated as ragulator complex protein LAMTOR4-like. The record is from RefSeq and is a predicted model, not a curated record. The coding region runs from base 200 to 493 and encodes 97 amino acids. Gene Ontology annotation, biological process: positive regulation of TOR signaling; cellular response to amino acid stimulus. Gene Ontology annotation, cellular component: lysosome; Ragulator complex. Gene Ontology annotation, molecular function: guanyl-nucleotide exchange factor activity. The transcript is spliced from 4 exons. Lineage: Eukaryota; Metazoa; Mollusca; Gastropoda; Planorbidae.